AUGCAGGAUUAUUCAGAAGAUGUUAUCGUUGAAUACGGUGCUGAUGUUCAUGCGUCUAGCCACGGAUCUGGCUUCCCCACUGAGAAAUUACUUAAUACCAUGACGGAAAAAUUGAAUCCCGAUGAACGGCGUCGCGCUUUGGAGUAUGCUCAGAGUCCUUGGAAUCUCAAUAAUCUCCCUCUUGUUGGCAACUCUGUGCUGCGUUUCAUCAAGGGCAACGUGGAUGGUAUGAAAGUGCCGUGGUGUUAUGUUGGAAUGGUCUUCUCCACAUUCUGUUGGCAUAUCGAAGAUCACUGGAGCUGCUCUAUUAAUUUUAAUCAUUGGUGA
This is a messenger RNA of Rodentolepis nana, 327 nucleotides long. Lineage: Eukaryota; Metazoa; Platyhelminthes; Cestoda; Cyclophyllidea; Hymenolepididae. The record is from the annotation of a GenBank genome assembly.